UGAAACUCAAGCCACAAAUUAAAUAUUUCAUUUAGUAGCAACAUUCAAGAGUAUUUCAUUUUAUUUCAACAAUGGCAGCUGCAACAAUGGCUCUCUCUUCCUCUUCUUUUGCCGGAAAGGCAGUAAAACUUUCACCAUCUUCCUCUGAAAUCACCGGAAAUGGAAAAGUCACCAUGAGGAAGGCUGCUACCAAGGCCAAGCCUGUAUCUUCUAGCAGCCCAUGGUAUGGUCCGGACCGUGUCAAGUACUUGGGCCCAUUAUCUGGUGAAUCCCCAAGCUACUUGACUGGUGAAUUUCCUGGUGACUAUGGAUGGGACACUGCUGGACUUUCAGCUGAUCCAGAAACAUUUGCCAAGAACCGUGAGUUGGAGGUAAUCCACUGCAGAUGGGCCAUGCUUGGAGCUCUUGGUUGUGUCUUCCCUGAGCUCUUGGCUCGUAACGGUGUCAAGUUCGGUGAGGCUGUAUGGUUCAAGGCAGGAUCUCAGAUUUUCAGUGAGGGUGGACUUGACUACUUGGGAAACCCAAGUUUGGUCCAUGCACAAAGCAUCUUGGCUAUCUGGGCUUGCCAAGUUGUGUUGAUGGGAGCUAUUGAAGGUUAUCGGGUUGCUGGUGGGCCUCUCGGUGAGGUUGUUGAUCCACUUUACCCUGGUGGUAGCUUCGACCCAUUGGGCCUUGCUGAUGACCCAGAGGCUUUUGCUGAACUCAAAGUGAAGGAGAUAAAGAAUGGUAGGCUUGCCAUGUUCUCCAUGUUUGGAUUCUUCGUUCAAGCUAUCGUCACCGGGAAGGGACCAUUGGAGAAUCUUGCAGACCAUCUUGCUGACCCAGUUAACAAUAAUGCAUGGUCCUAUGCCACAAACUUUGUCCCCGGAAAGUGAAGUCUCGCAUUUUUUAUGGCCCUGUAAAGCUAUUAUAUAUCAGUGAAGAUUAUUACCUGUGAA
Molecule: messenger RNA, 938 nt
Organism: Lycium ferocissimum
Lineage: Eukaryota; Viridiplantae; Streptophyta; Magnoliopsida; Solanales; Solanaceae
Product: chlorophyll a-b binding protein 50, chloroplastic-like
Exons: 1
Coding region: 72-875 (267 amino acids)
Biological process (GO): response to light stimulus; photosynthesis, light harvesting in photosystem I
Cellular component (GO): chloroplast thylakoid membrane; plastoglobule; chloroplast envelope
Source: RefSeq, a predicted model, not a curated record